Molecule: messenger RNA, 7560 nt
Organism: Branchiostoma floridae (Florida lancelet)
Lineage: Eukaryota; Metazoa; Chordata; Leptocardii; Amphioxiformes; Branchiostomatidae
Product: histone-lysine N-methyltransferase MECOM-like
Exons: 5
Coding region: 1379-4951 (1190 amino acids)
Biological process (GO): regulation of transcription by RNA polymerase II
Cellular component (GO): nucleus
Molecular function (GO): protein binding; RNA polymerase II cis-regulatory region sequence-specific DNA binding; DNA-binding transcription activator activity, RNA polymerase II-specific
Source: RefSeq, a predicted model, not a curated record
ACCAGCAGACGUGCAAAGUCCUUUGGUUUGUCUGGGUUUGCAAGUGCAGCCUAACAUCAAAUAGAUACAGCAUCUCCUGUUGCUAUGCAUGUUCUUAUUUCUAAGGCGCUCGUUUUUUCCUUUAUGUUUCAUCCCUUUGUGUGUGAAGUCUGAUCCCUGUACAGCAGAUUACAACAUCCCACAACUAUGCAUUGACGAGGACAAAACCGCUCUUUGCCAUUGUCCUGUGUAAAGCCAUUGUCUCAGAUGUCACUCAACUUUUUCUGACAUGUUUGCUGGAAAGCUAUUUGCAUCAGCCAACAGAUCCACCCUGCAGUUGUUUUUGACAAGGGUUCAGCUUUGUUCCUUUGAAAGAGGAAAGAAUAACAUGCUAUUGUUCCAGGGUAUUGAUAGCAAGAAAACAUUAUCUUCUAGAUUAAAGAUGAACCGAUAACACUUAAUGUGAUCUCGGCGUUUGCUUUGAAGGCAUUUGCAUCUACAGGUCAUACAGGGGAUGAAGUUGUUUUGCCAGGCUUGGCAUGAAUGCCAUUGUUUCAAGAAAGUCAUCCUCUUGUUGCAAAGAUUUUAAGUGAAGUAACAUUAUCUCAGGGAUUAAGAAGAAAAGAGAUACAUCUGAUCUGUCGUUUCGAGCCCUAGCAGCUGCUAAGCUGAGGGGACAGUAAAUUCUAUAGCCAGGCCACUUGGAGGAGAAGAGCCUUCUUUGUGAAAAGUGGCAUAUCUGUCUGAAGAGCCCUCACUCUGUGCAGCCUGCAGUUCUAGCAUUACCACUCGUGGUUCAGAAAAUCCGGGGCUCUUGUACAUGCAUCCUCUAGAAAAGCCUUUUCGUGGGUGUGCUCUUUCGGGAUAGGGAAUAUGGAGGGAGUUUAGAGUGGUAAUUAAUGCUGGCCCGCCCAGGAAUGGUAUUAUUGCAUGAAGAAGGCUCCAGCUGGCUCCCGAUGUGACACCAUUAUGGCCUUUAGUUGAGAUUACCUGGAUUGCCCGUACAACCAAAAAUUGAGGGCGCAUUAGAACAAAAAUCGGUAGGCUUGGAGCCCAGUAAGCACCAGAUACUGAUGUGUUUCAGGCUGGGGGUAAAAUAGCUUCCCUGCUACCAUCUAAUCCCUACUCUGUGGGGAGUCAUUAAACUCACAAUUACUUCAUAUCGUUUACUUAUCAGUCUUUGUGUAAUUAUGUGGCCGGGAAUUUGUCUGAACGUGUACACUAGCUGAUCCAGUAGGCUUGUUCAUUUGCAAACUCACUCACUCAUUCCUGAUAGCCUGACCACGACUCAUUCCACAUGUUCGAGCUCGCUGCCUGUUAGUUACCGCAAGAGUCCAUCGUGCACACAAGCGGCAUUGUAUUGGAAAGAAGACAUACUUCACUUCCCUUAACACUGAAGAUGUACAUGUGGGUUCAGAUGCUGCGGAAGCCACGUGACGAGUUAGAAGAUAUCUACGACCAUGAACAAGCACUUGAGAUUGAAGACGAGUCGGUAGAGGAGGACCAUGGCCAUCCUGCCGAAGCUGCCGACCAUGCGGUGGAGCCGAGCGACAGCGCGUACGAAGCACCCGUCUACAUCGCCGACGACAUCCACAUCCCGCCCGAGUUCGAGCUUCGGGAGUCCAAGGCAGCGGGCGUCGGACUGGGCGUCUGGACAAAGGUUGCCGUCCAAGCUGGCGAGAAGAUGGGCCCCUUCACUGGCAUACAGAAGGCAGAGGUUAAAGACAUGACAUAUGCUUGGGAGAUCGUUGAUGAGUUUGGGAAGGUGAAGUUCAUUGUUGAUGCCAGCGAACCAGGCACAGGGAACUGGAUGAAAUACAUCCGCAGUGCACGCAACUACAAUGAACAGAACAUGGUCGCCCUCCAAAUUAACGACCAGAUGUACUACAAGGUGGUGAAAGAUGUAGAGAUGGGAGAAGAACUGAUGGUUUACAUGAAGGAUGCCAUGUAUCCUGAUGGAACCAUGCCCCCAAACUUUGAAGAAGAGAAGCGAUUCCGCUGUGGUGAGUGUGAUGACCUGUUCAAGUCCAAGGUAGCCCUACGCCGCCACCAGAAGUACGCCUGUAACAACAGCUUGGCCAUCUUCAACAGCAUUAAUGAAGAUUUCAAGAGUAGGCAGACAGAAGAGCUAACAUCCCAACUCUUUGAGUGCACAGAUUGUGACCGCAUCUUCCCCAACAUGCCUAGCCUGGAGCGACACGUGAUGACGGGCCAUGGCAGCGAGACCCGAGAGUUCAAGUGUGACCAGUGUCCAAAGUCCUUCAACUGGAAGUCGAACCUGAUCCGUCACCAAAUGUCCCAUGACGAGCAGAAGCGAUUUCCGUGCGAGAAUUGUGACAAGGUCUUCACAGAUCCAAGCAAUCUACAGCGACACAUCCGCUCUCAGCAUGUCGGUGCUCGUAGCCACGCGUGUCCUGAGUGUGGAAAGACCUUCGCAACAUCGAGCGGGUUGAAACAGCACCAGCACAUCCACAGCAGCAUCAAACCGUUCACCUGCGAGGUCUGUCUCAAGUCCUACACACAGUUCUCCAACCUGUGCCGCCACAAGCGCAUGCACGCCGACUGCCGCCAGCAGAUCAAGUGCCGCGACUGCGGUCAGCUGUUCUCUACCAUGGCCUCCCUGAACAAGCACCGCCGCUUCUGUGAAGGCAGGAACAACUUUGGCAUCAGCAUGCCGGCCAUGUAUCGUGCAGCCUCCCAGUCACAGAGUGGAACCCCCCUCCCUCCGUCCAGCCGUAUGCCACUGAGGAACAUGCCUCCCGCCAGUCUGAUGGACUACUUCGGCACUGGUGGCCUGCACCCACCGACCACUGUGCCCCAGCCGGCCAGCUUGUCCUCUGUGCAGUCCGUCCCACUGAGUCAAACUGCGGCUGCCUCCCUACUGUCCAGCCGCAUGCAACCCCCGGCCGUGUCAUACCCCAGCAACACGGCCCUGCGAUCCCACCAUCCGUCCUCAGCAUCUACAGUAUCGGCCAGGUCAACCUUCUUCCCACCAACGUCCACCUUCUCCCGCCCACCGUUCCUGAAUGCUGUCAGUAUGGGGCCACAGAAAGCCCUCCUCAGCUCUCCGAUGGCCCAUCUGUUGGCUCAGCCACCUGCCUCUGCAGGGUCCACCAAAGAUACCUCCACAGACCAGGAAGAAGACAUGAGCAGAGCCAAAUCAGGUGCCAACACCAAAGAGAGAGCCAAUGACCUGUCUGAAGGCAGCGAUGUCUCAGAUGUAAGCACUCCAACAGGAAGCGAUCUAGAGACCUCCGGAGGAAGCGAGCUGGACUCAGAAAGUGAAGGGGAUGGGGCAGACAAGAAGUCUUCCAUGCACAAAGAAGCAAGGAUGGCAAAACACCAGAAAAAUGAUCCCUCUGUAAAGGAGGAACCAGAAGAUGAGUCUGCUUUCCUGAAGCCAAAUGACCAGUCUGCAGCCAUUCCAACCUCUGGUGCUGACACCAUCAAGGCUAUAGCCUCAAUUGCCGAUAAAUACUUUGGUAAUGAUGGCGAGGAAAUGAGGAGCAUUAGAGUACAGCAUCAGGAGGGGAAGCCGGCUGGAGCAUACCCGACUGUUGCUGAGGCUGAGAAGCCAUUUGACCUGUCUGUGAAGAAGUCCGAGAGGAUGGCGGCACAAGCCACGAGUAGUGGGGAGGACCAACCUCUCGAUCUGAGCACUCACCCUCGGAAGGGUGAUGUGGACCAGGCUAGAAACAUGGCUGAGUCCAGGAAAUCUCACGCAUUUGGCAGCCUCAUGGCCACCACCUACACCUCUUCCCAACGCGGAAACCCCCGUCUUACCUAUGCACGUCCGAGCCCUCUGGCUAUGGACCCAAUCUAUCGUGUGGAGAAGCGAAAGUUUACGGACAGGAUCUAUAGCGGAAUCCAGGAGAAGUACAUGCGUCAUGCCAACUACCCUUUCAGUGCCAGCGAGCACUUGAUCCAGAAUGGGGCAGCAUACGAAAUGGGAAACAGAGGUGGAGGAAUGAUGCCUGUCAGCGAAUUUCCACCAAUGGCAUCGCAGCUGGCCGAUCCUGUGGUGCGAGGCAAGGGGAAAGACCGGUACACCUGUCGAUACUGUGGAAAGCUGUUCCCGCGCUCGGCUAACCUGACACGCCACCUGCGCACGCACACGGGAGAGCAGCCGUACCGGUGCAAGUACUGCGACCGGUCCUUCAGCAUAUCAUCCAACCUCCAGCGCCACGUCCGUAACAUCCACAACAAGGAGAAGCCGUUCAAGUGUCCUCAGUGCGAGCGCUGCUUUGGCCAACAGACCAACCUCGACCGACACCUCCGCAAGCACGAGCAAGAGGACCAAGACGCCGCAUCCGGCAAGUCUCCAACAUCGGCUGAAGAUCUGGCCGAGCUCGCCGACAAGGACGAAUCUUACUUCGAACAGAUCCAGAACUUUAUCGAAUCUCCAACCAUCACUCCCAGGAAGGAAAGUGUGGAGGGAAACGGGAACCUGGAAAAAAAGUUCAGUCCCAGUAAUGGCCAUGUGGCAGAGCAGAUGGCUGCUGGGUCUCCUCCUGCACUGAUCAAUGGAAACAAGCAGAGUCCUCCUCCAGACAACACACCCUGUGAGGAAGACGACAUGAUGGUCGACAAGGAAGCAGAGACUCAUAAAGUGAAUGGUCACCCCAAACGUGCAGAGGAAGAGGAGAAGAAACCAGUUGGCAUCAAUGGUCAGCAUGGUCCGCUGGGAAAACUGCUCAAUGGUGACCCGCUGGAUUACAAACCCAUCUCGGAAACAACGAUGGACGACAUCAGCGUGGAUGUGGUUGAUUACUACGGUGGAGUCAUGGGAGACGCAGAGUCCGACGGAGACAGGUCAAACAGGCAACGCCGGUCCAAGACGCAGGCCUACUCCAUGAUGCUGUCACUGUCGGAUGAGGAAGAGAUGGCCAUGGACGACAAACAUCGCGGGCCGCGGCUUCGGAGCAUGCGAAGGUCACUUAGAGUUGGAGGUCAAGAUGGGGAACAUGCAUAGACUUCCUGAAACAAACCUACUUUAGGGAGAAAAAGGUGAAGUUAGGACUGUGAGGUUUUCUUUAGACAGCUAGUAUGUCAAACAUACAUCUAGUAUGGCAAAAAGUGCUGAUUGUCUGUUUACUUCUGAUUGCCCAAAAGUCAGUUGUUCUGCUAGUUUACAAUUUCAAGCAAGUGUAGCUACUGUGCUAUGUUCAACAUUCAAGCAUUUACACAAAAUCAAGUAAGAUCAGUAAAUCAUUUUUAACUGUUUGUGCCAAUAAUGUGAAGACUUGUCUUAAAUAUCUACACACACCGGAGGUGUAAGUUUCUCUGUACUGUUUUUUGUGUUGAUAUUGAAAGGGAUUUGCAAUUUUGCUCUAGAGAACCCAUCUGUCCAUUUAUUUACAAUGGGAGCUCAAAGUCGUUUUUUCGCAAAGCCGCUCUUAUCCCAUUUGCUUCAUUCAUGGAAAGACGAAAAUCUUUCUGGUUCCCUACAAGAGCCUUUUCAUUGAUUUCUUAGACGAUGCACCCACAUGAGCAGGUGUUGUCUUUGCUUUCACUGAUCUUGCACAACUUGUAAUUGAAGGUCUGUCCUAAAGCUUAAGUAAUGUUGACAUAAAUGGUAAAAAGAUGGGAACUUGUGUGUCUGUAGGACACAGGGGAACACAUGUGCACCGGUGCUACUCUGCCAAUCCAAAAGAGUGGAAAUCUCAAGCUUUAAAUCUGUACAUAUGGGAACAAAUUCACAUCUCAAUCAGAUGUGGUGAGAUCCUUUGUUUUGUUUUUGAGAAUCCAAUGUAUAUAGUGAAUGAGGUCAAUGAUUGUGUCUGUGUGCCAUGAAAUACAUAGUAAAUAGUGCUAGAGAUGUCCAUAUAUCAGAAUGUAUACAUAUGUAGAAAGUAAAAUGAGUGUAGGAAUGUGAAAAAAAACAUGUAGAAAACAAUGUUGCAUUGAAAUAGUGGAACUUCAGUGAACAUAAGUGAUUGUCCAUUUCAAUUGAUGCUAGAGUUAUAGACGUAAGAAUUUUGGGUUGUCACGUAAUUGAUUGUUUAAAGUAAAAUAUACUAGAGUUGGUUGUUAUAGCUUGAAGUGCCAAGUAGAGAUGUAGACAUUACAGUAACAUACUGUAGAAACUGCCAAAUUCUGUAAUCCUGGCUGUAAAGAUAGCCUGGGAACUUUUUACUCCAUCCAUUGUGCCAAGCAUUGCGAGUUGUUGUGUGAAUUGUACAUUGAAUGAUCAGAAAAAGUGGUAAUACUAAUAGUGAUAAUUCUACAAAGUGUGAAUGGUUUAUGAAGUUCCUUAUUUGGCCUGAAAGGCCCCCUACAAAAUCUUUUCUCAGUGAUUUUAGUGCCAAAUGACACAUUAUAAUGUCGACCAUUGUUGAGUACAGUAGUUCCUCUAUAAGGGAACAUUUUAGUGCUGUUGUUGUGUGGAAGUUUUGGCCAUAGUGGGAUGAUGGGAGAUUCACAGAUGUCAGUGAAGAAGUUGUCAGGCUUCCUAGACGAUCCUAUUACCAUGGUGAAGAACUUUACCAGGCUCUGCCCCUGUGCAGUUACCAAUAACACAGAUACUGUCAUACUCCAUACUGCAACAUUCCAUAGAAGUAAUCUCUGUAUUAUUGACCAAUCAUGAACUGAGCAGAUGUUUGCUGUAUUGUUAUAUGUAUUUGACAUGGCAUUUGUUUUGCCACCUGUGUCAGAUGACCGGCCAAAGUCAUUUUAAAGUGCUGGUUUUGUAUCAACAUAAAAUAGGCGCAGGGAUUCUAUGAAAACAGUAUUGUGGCAACAAUGUUGUAUGCUUUCUCAACUUGAUUCAAAGAUGUUUCAUGAAAUUGUGCCAUACACAUGCUGGACUGACUACAUUACAAGAGACACCCUGCAGUUGACUAGAAAACUGCAGGCAAGUUCACAUUGUGAGCAUUUUACCCCACUAAAUCUUAACAAAGUGUGUCGCUUAUCUUAUGUGACAACAUCGUAUGUAAGAGUUCCAGAAUAUCAUACAAUUUGUGAGAAAUGAUUAGCUUUGUGAUUUGAUCACUAUUUUAAUUGUAAGACCAGAAUUUAACAACUUCAAAAAAGUAUUGUCCAAUAGGUAAUUGAUUAUGAGGGAACAAAUUUAUCCAACAUUAGCGGACCACAUGAUUCCAAAGAUUUUCUACUGAUUUGAAUAUUCAUUAGAUCACUAUUGUUGUUUGUGUACAGAAUUUUUUGAGUGGAAUGCUUUUUUUGAUUUUUUUUUCCUUGUUGUUCUGCAGCCGUUUGAUUGUAUUUCGCUAGUCUCCGGCUAGUGCGUAUUGUUGCGUUCAGUGCUGGCACACCGCUAUUUAUUCAAAAGUUUUUGCAAGUUUGUUGUGCAUUUAGAAGGUAGAGAUUUGGUUCUUUCAUUACCGAUAAAGUGUUGAAUAGAAAAUACAGUGAACAUUUGAAAAUUGUAUAAUUUUAUCUUUCACUGUAAUGGGAAUAAUAAUGUGUUUUUCUAGUCUGUGUUUAGAUGGCAUUUCUAGAAUUGAAGUUGUGGACUACAGUCGAUUCAUUACGUCUCUUGCAAUUGUUUUUGCUAAGCUUCACUGCUUGUAUUCGCUGAGCGGAAAAGUUGAUUAUUGUAAUAAAGUUGGCUUUGCCUUGAGA